Messenger RNA from Theobroma umbraticum, 1706 nucleotides. RefSeq names its product exonuclease V-like protein. Gene Ontology annotation, biological process: interstrand cross-link repair. Gene Ontology annotation, molecular function: single-stranded DNA 5'-3' DNA exonuclease activity. Gene Ontology annotation, cellular component: nucleus. Lineage: Eukaryota; Viridiplantae; Streptophyta; Magnoliopsida; Malvales; Malvaceae. The record is from RefSeq and is a predicted model, not a curated record.
CAAACCCAAAGCUUUGCUAUAAAGGCUCCAUUACUAUACUAACGGCAACGGCCACAUUUCAGGUCUAACUUCUAAGCCUUGCUUACCAUUCAAUGCGAACAAAUCUAUAAUAAUAUUCCCUCCAAAAAAAAAAAAAAGAAUCCUAUAAUAAUAUUAAAAAGCCGAAUCAAACUGCAAAAAACUGAAGCAGCCACCCCAUUAGGCGGGCGGUUGUUUGUUCCCAACGGUCGUUUCCCCGCAAAAAACUCAUCAAAUCGAAAAUGGAUGAGUCACCUCCAAACCCCCAAGAACUAAACAUUCCCAACAUCCCAGUCGAGUUCGUGAGUGAAGAAGAGAUGGCUCUGAUCGAAGCAGCUUACGCAGCAACUCGUUCCUCUCUCUCCUCCUCGUCCGUUUCUUCUUCAAUUUGUUCACGGUCUCGCUUGCAAAGCAAGAUGAGGUCGAUCCAGUCGAUUUCCCUCUUGUCUAAACGAGGCUUAAACGGUUCUAGUGAGCCGGAUAUAGAAGAUUCCUGCAAUUUAAGAAGUACCCAGAAGAGGAGCAGAGUGGCUCAACCCUUUUUGCUUCGGUUUAGAAGGGAUUGGGGAUUGUCUGUUACUGAUCUUACCGCCGCCGAAUGGUGUGAAAAGCAAAUGGAAUUUACCCUCCGCUUUGGCAAACCAAAAAUCAAUAAAGCUAUGAAAGCUGGUCAGGCUCGCCAUUUGAAACUUAAAGAAGAGGUUGUUAAGAAAGUAAAAGUUCGUGUUCAAUCAGAUGAAGAUACCUGGGCUAUAAAGUUUAUUGAUUUCGUAACUGGUGCUACCCAAUUAUUGUUUGAUGGACUUACACGAGAGAUACCGCUAAUAGGUUUUGUGGAAGGUGUAUGGUUGGUAGGAGUUGUUGAUGAGAUCAGAAUGUCUGAGAAAGGAAGUGGUAGAAACCCAAUAUUAGUAGACACAAAGACUCGGGUACGGGACUCUCUCCCUAGUGAACCACAAAGGAGAAAUGGAAGGCUUCAAUUAAUGUGCUACAAAUAUUUGUGGGACACCUUGGUUGCUGAUAGCUUCCCUUCCGGACAGUUUUUUAAUUUCUUUUCAUUGAACCCUAACUAUAUAUUAUGUGAAGACAUCAGAGAGAAAACUGCUAAUUCAGGUUUUCCAACUAAGACGCUUGACGACAUAGUGGGAUAUUACAGAAAUACAUGUAGCAUGCUUCCCCCUUCUCAGGACCAUCUACUAUUGAGAUAUGAACUACAAAAAGAUCAAUCGGUGCUUGGUGAAGAUCAAUUUGUAUAUGAUCCUGACUGGCUCAAGAAACAAAUUCAAGGCAGUCUCGAAUUCUUGUUGGGUGAGCGAGAAGCCAGUUACACCCCUGAGGAAGAGCGUUGGAAGUGUCGGUAUUGUCAAUUUGCUUCAGUUUGCCCCGGAAACCCCACUCCCAAUAGUUCUCGUGGCUCCACGAGCUCUGAUACCUCACAGUCCUUUGAGCUAGAGAAGAACAGUGACCUAGCUCCUUGAUAAUCUUUUCACGAGUUGAUUCCUAAGUGAAUGUGAUGGGAUGAUAUUGUCUUGUGCAAAAGAAGCACAGUUUUUAUAGAUGCUUCUUUGUGCUAGCUGCAACAUUCAUUGGAUGUUGUAGCAUAUAUAUCUAUUGGCAAGAAUUGCUGUAAAACUGUAUUAUUUGUUCAAAUGCAUCUGUUGUAGGCCAUGGUGACUAACUGUUGUGAA